AUGACUGACGAUACCCCAAUGUCAAACAUCCAAGGGCCCACAACUGUGCUGUAUCCAGUCAAUGCACAACAAAAGUCAGUUCCCCAAGGCCCAGGGGAACUCUAUACUCCAGCCCAUGAUUAUCAUACAUCUGUCCCUAUUCCACGUCAAAAGAUGGUUCCACCCUUGACGCUUGGCACUUAUUCAGAUGACAAUAUGAUCCUGGAACCACCUAAGGAACACCCUUUUGAGGACGGGGAAUUUGUUUCUCCUGGAUUCUUCGAUCGGGCCCAUCAUACCUGGUUCUCUCACCAUGCAUCUACUGCUGACUGGACGUACGCGAAGCGUCGUGACGCACAGCAAAUUCUCCCUUUUCUAUACUUGGGACCAGCAUCUAUGGCGCGGGACAGGGGCUUUGUUCAAAAUGAAGGCAUCACAUUAUUGUUAUCCAUUCGUGAUAAACGAUCUGCCAUUGCCCGUUUGUUGUCUGGUGUCAAGAUAGCCGAGGAGCUGGGUAUCCAGGCAGAUGCAGUCGAUGUGGAUAGCGAACAAGAACUCAUCAGCCUAUACCCCAAAAUCAUCCGAGCUAUUAACCAACACAUAUCAUCAGGGGUUUCUGCGCGGCCCGGCCUGCCACCGAGAGUGCUUGUCUUUUGUGAAUCGGGCAAUGGACGGUCUGCAAGCGUGGUGAUCGCAUACAUAAUGAGCAUGAUGAAUCUGGAUAUGGCCUCGGCAAUGUGGGCUGUCCACCAUCGGCGUUUCUGUAUUGAUGUGGGCGAAUCCAUGCAGACGCUUCUUCAUUCAUACCAGGCCAUUCUCGAUGCGAAGAGGGAGGUCGCGAAAGCCCGUCGACAGGAAGCUAGUACCUCUUCUUCUCUAGCUAUACAACCACCAUCUCAUCCAGGUGGUCAACUUACGAAGAAACGAAGCUUUAUCGAAUAUGAUGGCGAUGCCAAUACAUCUGCCACCGAUGAGAAUACCGGCUCUUCUGUCCAAAAGAAUGCGAUUCAGGUCGACGAUAACGCUGAGCAUCCGAAACAGAGGCCUGCUCCUUUCAUAGAGCGCGUUGUCUAA
Molecule: messenger RNA, 1053 nt
Organism: Talaromyces marneffei
Lineage: Eukaryota; Fungi; Ascomycota; Eurotiomycetes; Eurotiales; Trichocomaceae
Exons: 1
Coding region: 1-1053 (350 amino acids)
Biological process (GO): negative regulation of protein binding; negative regulation of SCF-dependent proteasomal ubiquitin-dependent catabolic process; regulation of ERK1 and ERK2 cascade
Cellular component (GO): nucleoplasm; cytoplasm
Molecular function (GO): protein tyrosine/serine/threonine phosphatase activity; F-box domain binding
Source: RefSeq, a predicted model, not a curated record